Molecule: messenger RNA, 312 nt
Organism: Notechis scutatus (mainland tiger snake)
Lineage: Eukaryota; Metazoa; Chordata; Lepidosauria; Squamata; Elapidae
Source: RefSeq, a predicted model, not a curated record
AGCUACAUCCCUGUGAUGGACGCUGGGUCAGACGUCACCUUCAGGUGGAGACUGGAUGACAAGAGCUCCUUUACUUUCUACAAUGACGUCUUCCACGUCCUUUACCAGUCCCCGGCUGUGUACAAGCUAUCGCUCACAGCCUCAAACAACGUCAGCAACAUCACCGUGUGCUACAACAUCACUGUGGAGGAGAUGAACAGGAUGAAAGACCUGAAGGUCUCGGAGAUCUUGACCCCUGUCCCUCAGAACAGCAGCGUGGAACUCUCGGCCACCGUGACUGUGGAUUCGGCUGUCGACGCCAAAUUCCUGUGA